This is a messenger RNA of Alosa sapidissima (American shad), 3134 nucleotides long. It is a transcript of the gene txndc16, whose product is annotated as thioredoxin domain containing 16. Lineage: Eukaryota; Metazoa; Chordata; Actinopteri; Clupeiformes; Clupeidae. The transcript has 19 exons. The record is from RefSeq and is a predicted model, not a curated record. Bases 342 to 2834 code for a protein of 830 amino acids.
UAUUUACAGGAAGAAACAAGAACUCGCUGACCUGUACAUUGGUUUUUGCAAAGACGCGCAUGAAAGAUGCUAAACAUUCAAAUAAUCUGCGUGCAGUUGUAAAAUAGUUCAACCUUGCAUAUAGAAUGCUAAAUAUAGCUAGAGCAAAAAUGGUCAGGCCUUCCUGUGGUUUGUACACUAGUUAUUAUGUGGAUGACUUACCCUGCAGGAGUUAGCCUAACGAGGCUAAUACCACCACCAGACAGGUUUUAAAAAGUUGUAGUCCUAUCUCGAAUCGAACCACAGUUUGCUGCAAAUCGGAAUGCCCAUUCUAAUCUGCAACGAAGUCUUGACUUGUUAUCAUGAUGCGCCUCAUAUCCAUCCUCUUACUGACGUUAUGUUACUGGCAAGCCAAGAGAGGUGCGGCGGCAAAUGUCUCAAAGAUGCUGGAGCUUACUCGGGAGACUUUCACGGAGAGGAUGCUGUCUGGGAAAUUUUUCUUUGUGUACUUUGGAAAACAAGUGAAUCCAACCCUUGAGCUGUUCCUGGAGCAGCUGGAGCUGUCUGCAGAAGCUCUGGAGGAUUAUGGCAUUUCAGUGGCAAAGAUUAACUGUACAAAAGAAGACAUUCCAAAAUAUUGUGGGGCUGAGAAGCUGUUGAAGAAGGCCUGCUUGUUUCGAGGCUCUGAGGUGCUGAGGAGUUUUGACACAGACACCGUGUUUGAUGUCAAUGCUAUUGUGUCUCACAUACUUUUCACUGUGCUUUUCAAUGAGGUGCGCUAUGUCCACACUCCUGCAGAGCUGCUCAGCAUUGAGAGGGCUGCUAAGGGUAAAACUGAUGUCGUCUUCAGCCACAUCCAAGUGCUGGGGCUCCCAGAACACAGAGCUCUGAUGGAGACUGCGUUUGUGUAUGGAGCCAAGUUCCAGUUUGUGUUGACCACUGGAGGUCCUGUGCUGAAGCAUAUGGGUGCGGAUGACCCUGCGUCUCUGCAGGCUGGCCUGUGGUUCCUGCACUGUAAGGAAGUGAUGCGUGCAGCAGAGCCCUGUUCACACACGGCCAUGAGGCGACCGCUCACCACCCUCAACAUCUACGCCUUCCUGCAGCUUAUGGAGGCGCCACUGCUGACUGAAGCGUGGGUGGACCCUGCCGAGGUGGAGGUGGACUACAGUCACCUCCAGGUGCCCCUUCUCUUCCUCUUCACUCAGGCCCAGACGGAGAGCCUGGACCGGGCCACAGCUGAGGCGCUCGCCAGGAGCCUACGGGGAGAGGUCGGAGUCGUGCUCGUCCACAGGGAUAGCCCAGAUGUUCAAACCCCUGUGACGUACAAUGCAGCCUACAGGCUUUCAGACAUGGCUGCCGUGAAGCACGUCACAUUUAACAACAUGGAGGAAGUGGUCACACUUUUCAAAGAGGAAGUGGUCACACUUUUCAAAGAGGCGGUCGCUUCUGUGCGAGAGGAGGUGGCAGAGGAAGAGGACGAGGACGAUGAAGAUCAAUGGACCACUCUGGAUGUGCUGGACGAUGAGGUGGCCGAGUCUGUGUACAGAGACCGGGAUCAGAUGCUGGACCUGGAUCCAGUCUUAGAGCUCACUGCAGAUACCUUUACCAGUGCACUAGCACAGCAUGACCACCUGGUGGUGCUGUUUUUCAUCAAAUGGGAUGCUGUUUCCAUGGCUUUCCUGCAUUCAUUCGUUGAGGUUGCUGAAGCAUUGGAAGGUCUCCCUGACGUCGCUCUGGUGUCUGUAGACUGUGGAGAGUGGACAGACGUCUGCGGCGCCCAACAAAUCAACUCCUUCCCCUCAGUGGUGGAGUAUCACCGCGGCGAUGGGGCCCAGCUGUACCGCGGCAUGAUGGGAAGUGAGAGCCUGCACAGGUUCAUCCUGCUGAGUCGGCUGGGCAGCCCGCUGCGCCUCGCGUCCUCUGAGGAGGUGCGGACCUUCCUGGAGGGGGGGUUGGACGAGCCCCACGGCGCCCUCACCCCCGUCAGGGCACUGGGAGCCUUCAGCUCCAGACGGGACCCAGGAGUGUCCUUAUUUGAAGAAGCGUCGAAAGGGCUGAGGGGAGAGAUACUGCUUGGGAUGUUUGUUGACACUCCGGCCCAAAACUGGGCCCGCAAGCUGCCCGUGGAUCUGCCUGCGCUGCUGGUGUCUCGAGGUUCUGAGGGACCGACGGAGGUCCACUCCCUUCAGGCCUCCUCCCCGGGAGAACUCAUCACACUCAUCCGCAGCACAACGCUGGACCCAUUUCCGGAGCUGACCGUGGAGAAUCUGCCCCAGUACCUGGAGCUGCAGAUGCCCCUGUUGCUGCUGUUUGUGAGGGAGGAGGGGCUAGAGAGUAGCGCCGCCCUGCUGGAGAUGCGGGCACUGCUACACGCCGGGCACCUGCAGCGCUACCUGCCAUGCUGGAUAAAUCUUCAUAGGACACCUGCAGGCAGCUCUGUGUUGGAGUCCUACCUGGGCGCCUCGCCCCAGCUCCCAGCUUUGGUGCUCUCUCAGCUGCGCUCCGGAGGAGAGGUGUUCCACUUCCCCCCACAGCGCCCCCUGCAGUCUGGGAGCAUCCUCCAGUGGCUUCAGGGUGUGGAGAGGCAAGAUGAAGAGCCUGCAGGUGUUGUUCCAGAUGAGAGAUGGGGGCCCAGCGUGCCUUUCUUUGACUUCCUGUCCGUCAUGGACGAGGAGCUGCCAGGCUACGCUGCCCAGAGGACCACCAAGGCCAAGACUGCUGACGGCAGAGAAGAGGCCCGCCCAGUGCGGAGGACAAGCGCAAGGGAGGAGGAGGAGGAGGAGGACCAUGGUGAAAGACGGAGCUCUGGUGCUCCUGCACACACACCCUCACCUCACACACACUCUGAACUCUGAGAGCGAUACACACACACACACACGAUGUGCAGGCAUACACUCACACUCACACUCAGAUUUACACUCUGAUCUCUGAGAGCGAGAGGAAACUUCUCGCCCCACUGGAGACUGUUGGGAAAGAGCUGACGCACUUACACACACACACACACACACACACACACACAGUAAUGAGCCAUGUCUGCUUGCAUUUCCUCUCUUUUCUUGCUUAUAUGUGUUUAUAUUUAAUCUGUAGUAAACACAGAGGGCCACUUCUGUUUACUAGUUUGUUUCAUCCAUAAAAAACUGACUUCACUGAAACUU